AUGAGUAACCUGCGCCUACAGAAGCGGUUAGCAUCCGCUGUAUUGAAAUGUGGCCGCAACAAAGUGUGGCUUGAUCCAAAUGAAACCAGCGAAAUUGCCAAUGCAAAUUCUAGGCAAAACAUCCGUAAGCUGGUAAAGGAUGGUCUGAUCAUCCGUAAACCUGUCCGAGUUCAUUCUCGGGCUCGUGUCAGGAAGAACAAAAUUGCCAGGAGAAAAGGGCGUCACAUGGGACCUGGUAAAAGGAAGGGAACAGCCAAUGCUCGAAUGCCACAAAAGAAGUACAGAGAAUCAAAGAAAAUUGAUAAACAUCUCUACCAUGAUCUUUACCUGAAAUGCAAAGGUAACAUCUUCAAAAACAAGCGUGUCUUGAUGGAACAUAUUCACAAGAAGAAGGCCGAGAAGCAGAGAACUAAACUGCUCAGUGACCAAGCUGAAGCUCGCAGGACAAAGGUCAAGGAAGCUCGUAAGAGGCGUGAAGAGCGUAUUGCUCAGAAGAAGGCUGAUUUACUCAAAUCUUACCGUGAUGAGGAUGCCCAGAAAAAGUAA
Molecule: messenger RNA, 546 nt
Organism: Acanthosepion pharaonis
Lineage: Eukaryota; Metazoa; Mollusca; Cephalopoda; Sepiida; Sepiidae
Source: the annotation of a GenBank genome assembly